Messenger RNA from Syzygium oleosum, 925 nucleotides. RefSeq lists its product as uncharacterized. The transcript has 5 exons. Lineage: Eukaryota; Viridiplantae; Streptophyta; Magnoliopsida; Myrtales; Myrtaceae. The coding region runs from base 84 to 863 and encodes 259 amino acids. The record is from RefSeq and is a predicted model, not a curated record.
ACCUUCCUUCACGUCGUCGCUGUGGUCCGAGGACAGAGGUCGGAUUUCGUGAGGCGACACCUUGUGAGAGAGAGAGAGAGAGAAUGUAUUGUGCGGCGAGAUUGCAAGCAUCGAAUGCUUCGACCCAUCUGAGCUCCGACCGUGAAUCCACCGCGCCGUCGUUUCCGGCCCGCCGGCCGCCAGUUCUCCGGCGGCUGCCGCGGCGGCGGCCUCGACCUCGCCGGUCCCUUUCGCUGUCCGUACGGUCGGUGUACGGUGGAGCGGCCGUGGAGGAGGCGGGUUCCGGGCCGUCGGUGUCGUCGCAGUACACCUCGUCCGUCGGGUCGUCCUCCACGGCGGCGCUUCAGCUCUCCCAGUGGAACCUCACUCAGCGCCAUGUUCUCAUGCUGAACGUCAUCGCUUGUGUGGCUGCACUUUCUGCAACAUGGCUAUUUUGUUCUGCCAUUCCUACUCUUCUGGCUUUCAAGAGGGCAGCUGAAUCACUAGAGAAGCUGAUGGAUGUGACUAGAGAGGAGCUUCCUGACACAAUGGCUGCUGUUCGAUUAUCUGGGAUGGAAAUCAGUGACCUGACUAUGGAACUUAGCGAUCUGGGCCAGGACAUAACUCAAGGUGUUAGGAGAACCACUCGAGCUGUUCGCAUAGCUGAGGAGAGAUUGCGCCAGUUGACCAACAUGGUCCCACCAGCCGUAUUGCAGGGGAUACCAAGGCAGGAAACUGAGCCUAAAGGACCAGCAUUGGCUAGAACUGCAAAAGGGCUACGCGAGGGAAUAGUUAAGGGUAGAUCACUCCUGCAGAUGCUUCUAACCCUCACUCGGUUUUCUAGGUUGGCAUUAAACUAUAUUGCCGGUAAAGCAAAGAGAUAAUCUGAAAGGGACGACAUAGCCAUAGGCAAUAACGUAGUUUGGUGCAAUCUCAUCUUCCUUCU